Molecule: messenger RNA, 1557 nt
Organism: Neltuma alba
Lineage: Eukaryota; Viridiplantae; Streptophyta; Magnoliopsida; Fabales; Fabaceae
Product: cytochrome P450 93A2-like
Exons: 2
Coding region: 1-1557 (518 amino acids)
Molecular function (GO): heme binding; oxidoreductase activity, acting on paired donors, with incorporation or reduction of molecular oxygen; monooxygenase activity
Source: RefSeq, a predicted model, not a curated record
AUGGAGAUCAAUAACAUUCUAGGCUCCAACUACGCACUCUUGUUCAUGAUUUGGUUAGCCUCUCUCAUAUUGGUCCGGACCAUGUUCUCUAAACAACCAAAAGCUAGGCUUCCUCCAGGUCCUUUGGCCUUACCCAUCAUAGGACACUUUUACCUUCUUCGAUCACCCAUGCAUCAAGCUCUUCACAAGCUCUCGAGCCGUUAUGGACCCAUGAUUCUCAUCUACCUUGGUUCUGUUCCCUGGUUUGUUGUUUCUAGUUCUGAAAUCGCGAAAGAGAUAUUGAAAACCCAUGAAAUUUCUUUCUGUAAUCGACCAUCCAGUUCUGCUCUCAGAUAUCUCACUUAUAACGGAGCUGGUUUCAUAUUUGCACCUUAUGGAGCUUACUGGAAGUUCAUGAAGAAGCUUUGCAUGUCGGAACUUUUUAAUGGUCGCAUGCUUGACCUACUCUUUCCUGCUAGGCAAGAGGAGAUUCACCAUUUCUUGCAGGUAAUUCUGAAGAAAGCCCACACGGGAGAAGUUUUGGACGUGAGAGCUGAGCUUGUGAAGCUAGCAAACAGCAUCGUAAUGAGAAUGGCACUUAACAAAAGUUUGUGUAACAACGACGAGGAGGCUCAUGAGGUGGUGCAGGCCUUGAAAGAAUCAGCCAAGGUCAGUGGAAGACUCUACUUAUCAGAUUAUUUAUGGCUUUUCAAAUUCCUGGACCCCCAAGGAGUUUGGAAGAAGUUGAGGGAGGUACGUGAGAGGUCGGACGCUAGGUUCGAAAGCAUCCUUCGAGAGCAUGAACAAGAAAGAAUUAAAUCCAACAAGAAAGAUGCACCAAAGGAUAUACUAGAUCUUCUUCUCAAUAUAUCAGAAGAUCCAAGCUCAGAGGUCAGAAUCACUAGGGACAACAUCAAAGGCUUCCUGAAGGAUAUGUUUUCAGGGGGGACUGGUACGACAGCCGUGGGGGUAGAGUGGGCGGUGGCAGAACUGAUAAACCACCCAAAAAUAAUGGAGAAAGCAAGGAAGGAGGUUGAGCGGGUGACUGGGAAUGAAAGAAUAGUAAACGAGUCGGAUAUAGUAAAUCUUCCAUAUGUUCAAGCAAUAGUAAAGGAGUCACUGAGGCUUCACCCUCCUGCUCCCAUGUUCCUGAGAGAGUCAACUGAAAGCUGCAACAUAGCAGGAUAUGAGAUUCCGGCCAACAGUCGAGUGGUCAUAAAUAUUUGGGCACUUGGGAGGGACCCAAAGUAUUGGGAUGAUCCAUUAGAGUUCAAGCCAGAAAGGUUCAUGAGGGAAGAUCAAAAAAGCCAGAUGGAAGUGAGGGGACAGAACUAUAAUAUCUUACCCUUUGGAAGUGGAAGAAGAGCCUGUCCUGGAGCUUCACUAGCACUCAAUAUUUUCCAUGCCACUCUUGCUGCUAUGAUUCAGUGCUUUGAAUGGAAACCUGCAGGAGGAGAUGGAGAGAAGAACGCCAUCAGUACUGUUGACAUGCAAGAGGGAAGCUCUGCAAGUCUUCAAAGGGCCCACCCCCUCAUUUGCAUCCCAAAACCCAGACUCUUGCCAUUUCCCUCCAUGUGA